Trichoplusia ni (cabbage looper) is the source of this 1251-nucleotide messenger RNA. RefSeq lists its product as uncharacterized. Bases 1 to 1119 code for a protein of 372 amino acids. The transcript is spliced from 7 exons. NCBI's taxonomy places the organism in Eukaryota, Metazoa, Arthropoda, Insecta, Lepidoptera, Noctuidae. The record is from RefSeq and is a predicted model, not a curated record.
AUGGUGGGGUCUUUGAAGACGUCAUGGCUUUCAAUACUCCUGCUGUACUGCGCUUUGGAGCUUGUUUACAAGAAAAAUCGUUCUUCAGGCAGCGGUCAAGCGACGGACGUGGACGUCCGCCUGGCGGCGCCUGCGUGGGUGGCGCGCGGCGGGUCGGCGACGCUGCGCUGCCUGCACCAGGUGCCGCCGCAGCUGCUCUACAAGGUCGAGUUCCUGAGGACCGGCACCAAGCUGCUGCAGUACGUCCGCGAGAGGGUGCCGCCUUUCACUAGCUAUACUUUCCCGGGAGGGAAGCUUAAUAUGACGCUAUCGACUGAAGAUUCAAUAACAAUAGACAACAUGGACCCUUCGGCCUCGGGGCUGUACUGGUGUGAGGUGUCGCUGGAGACACCCAUCUUUACUGCAGCCUCCAAUCCACAUCAGCUGACUGUAGUUUAUUCACAAAAGCACCCACCGAUCAUAACCUUCGGUAAGCCAGACGUGGUGGUCGGCGGUCUGCUGCGCGCCAACUGCACCAGCGCGCCUGCUGCGCCCGCGCCGCGCCUUACCUGGUACAUUGAUAAUGAGAAGGUCGAUGAAGAAUCAGUAAAAUACUUCUCCUACCGAGUAUCAAGCUCCACCCGAACCAAAGGCGGUGGUGGAUACAGGCCUAGGAAACACCAGCACCGCUACAUAGCACCAGAGUUCAAUUAUACAGCCAAAUACUGGGCGCUCGUCAGCGAGACGACAGUGGCGCCACACGUCAACCACACCAAGCAUCACAAGUGCACUUUAAAAGACGCGCAGAGCGAAGAAAUGGCGAAGAUUCAAGAAAGACCACGGGUGCCGCCAGCUAUUCCCAUAUCCCUAUGGGUUUCCAUAGCGGAGCUGCGUGCGCCUGCCCACGGCCGUCUUCAACUGACGUGCACCGCCACCAUCCCGGACGAAGUCGGUCCUGGGGAGAAGUUUGCUGAUAUUAAGAAGCAAACUGUCACUGUGGCAGUCAACGAACUAAGUUUGAAGAAACCAAUUUCUGAAACAAGCCAUGCGAACGCCACAUCCAGCUGCCUCCAAACGUACCCGCUUUGGCUCCUCGGUUGCGGUCUCAUAUUUCGUGAAUUUACACUCCAAUUAAAUUGAAUGAUGCCAUGAAUCUUGCCUCUCCUCGAUCAACGUUCACCUGCGAAACUGCUUAUAGAUGCAGUCUCAAUAUUUCUUAGGUACCCAUUAUUUAUACUAUACUGUUAUGUGUACCUUUAGGGUUUGAGCACA